AUGUCUCCCAGCAAAAACGGUUAUUCAAACAAGUCCUCUCUUGGAGGUGCUGAUCUUCGACGAUCGAAAUCAUCCAAACACAACUUCAACAAUGCCGUGCCCACGGACAAUUCCACGGCGGUGGGACUCUCCCGACCCCGAAAACCUCUAAACUAUAAAAAGUUUGGCCGACGAAAAGCAAGGAGUCCUAGCGACAGUGCGUCUGGGACCGAAACUCCUUCGCUCGGAAGCGACGACGAUGGCGACGACGAGGACGAGGACGAGGACGAGUCGGACGACCAAGACGAUGAGCCGGAUGAUUUUGCCCCGUUCGAUGGUCGCAAGGCCGGGAAGAAGACAGCUGGGAAGAGCGCCGCUGGUUCCCAUGGGACGGGGCAUGAUAAUGCUCGGCCUACAUUGGCAGGCAAGAAACGUACCUUUUCUAAUCUAGGCUCAGAGCUCUCCGACCUCGACGACGAGGCCGUGUCGGACAAUGAGACCCCUCUGGCUCACCGCCGCAAAGUCUCUCGCACAAAGAGCGAUUCGAGCGAGUCGCUCAGCAGCGUGGUCGACUCGGAGAGUGCCAUCAGCCAUGAUGGUGCCGAAGGCGGCGUGUCCACACAUGGCGCCACCUCUGACGAUGACUAUGCCGGCGUCGAUUUGAUCAGCGACUCGGAUGCCGAGGACCACGGUCACCUUGAAGAAUUGGAAGAAGCCGCAAUCAUACAGUCGGAAGAGAACGACACCCCUACCGUGUCUGCCGCCCCCAGCAUCUCUGGCGGUGAUAGCGAUUGGGGAGACUUUGACCUCGAUGGCAAUUUUCUCUUUCCUGACGUUCCAUUCAUUGCCGAAUUCAGCAAUGCUCCGGACACUGCUGCUGGCGGCGUCCAGCUCGUUGAUCCCUCCAAUCCUCUUGAUAUGUCAUCGGUCGAUGAUAUCGAGGCGCGACAUGUUCGAUUUCAAUCCGACAAUCACGACUCUGACAGCUCGAGCUCGUCUGAUGAGGACAACUUUGACUUUCCCGACCUUUUCCUACAGCAAGACAGCCUCGAGCCUGGCUUCCGCCUGAUGAUUGAAAAUGACCAGGACGCUGAUGACGGCUACUCUACCGAUUCCGACGGCGAAGGCUCGUAUUGGGACUUUCGCGGUAGCGAUGACUUGGAGGAUGUUGGCCAGAAUGAGAAGAAUGAAGAGUCUGAAAGCUCUUCGGACAGCGAAGCAAGCUACGAAUCCGAAGAAGGCGACACGACUGAUGACGACUUGCCGCCUCCGGCCCUUCUUGUGCGGCGUCGCUCCGUUCUUCGGCGGUCUCCCAGUCCAUCUUCUGGAAGUGACUCGAGCAGCACUGUGUCGUUUCGCCGACCGAUCAAUCCUCCAGCUCGUCGCACGGGCCCGUCGAUGGGCUCGUGGGUCGCUGAUCCGAACAAGCCGAUUGCGGUCAUUGACAGCUCGGGAAAGCGAAUGGUCAUUUACCCAGCCCAAAAUCCUCUUCAGCGGGAUUCCAAACUGUUUGGAUUCCUCGCUGGCGGCGAUACCAGUGCCUCUAGCAGCCCUCGAACGUCAUUCCAGAGUCUUGGGGAUGAAAGCGAAAAUGAUCGAAGCGAUUACUCGAGCCAUGGCUUCAGCACCCCUAUGAUUGGUAAUGGUGCUAACUUAAUGAUGCCCGGCUUGCUCCAUGGUGCUCCCGGCAGCGAACAUCUCCUCAGUGGUCAAGUCCUCGGUCCCCCUGAAGCGUUUUAUCCAUUCAAGGCUGUGGGUCCUGAUGGCGAUGUCAUGGAAGAUGACGACGAUGAAGAGGAAGACGAGGACCUCUGGAACGUGCAUGACUUUAUCGACUUUGGCGAUGGGUCCUCUGACAGUGAGGAUGCGGGCCAGGAAACAGACGUUCCAGCAUCGCCCGCCAACUCUACGGCGGCCAAUCCCUCUACGACGCCUCACAAGGCCGAGACGAUUCGAAGUGGAGACGUGACCGCUCGGAGCAUGCUCGAGCAUUUUGAUCGAGGCGUCGUCACUGCUUUCCGAAGCAACCAGACUCGUCACAAAAUCCUGCUUGGUCGGGCACAAAGUCGUGAAUAUUCUCCCAUGGGACCUUUUCAACAGGGCGGGGGUGUGAUCAAGGGCGGCAGACAUGCCGCGGUUAAUUCUCCCAUUACACCCUUGCGCAAGCGCAGAACCGCUCGUGGUCCAAGCGUUGGGGAUAACAGCCCCGCCUCGCGUGGUGCCCAGAACAGACAGAGGUAUCGACAGGGCUCUCAGAGAUCAUCGCAUGGAAGUUUUUAG
Molecule: messenger RNA, 2259 nt
Organism: Xylona heveae TC161
Lineage: Eukaryota; Fungi; Ascomycota; Xylonomycetes; Xylonales; Xylonaceae
Exons: 2
Coding region: 1-2259 (752 amino acids)
Source: RefSeq, a predicted model, not a curated record